CACUUCCUCUCUUGUCGCAGCUCUCCUACUCUCCUCACUUUUCUUGCUAAGCCUUCCUUCCCUCGCACACUUUACAAAAAAAACAACUUUUUAACUUUUUUGUGUUUGGAAAAAAAAAAGCGGCCUUUUCCUUGAACUUGUCCUGCACUUUUGCAGCAUCAAGUUGAUCGUGACGGAUGGAACUGUGCAUGUGAUGGAGUAAUUCCUGUACCAAAAGAGCCAAAGCAAUGCAGUGAGUCGAUGAGACACAACAAAGAGGUACAAUGAAAGACGACUUUGGGGAAGAGGAGGAGGUGCAGUCUUUUGGCUACAAGAGGUUCGGAAUCCAGGAAGGUUCCGAGUGCACAAAGUGUAAAAAUGACUGGGCUCUGCGCGGCGCCAUCGCGCUGCUCUACGUGCUCUGCGCCCUGCUCACAAUCGCCGUGGCCAUCCUCGGUUACAAAGUGGUCCAGAGAAUGGACAACGUCGCCGAAGGAAUGCAGAAAUAUGGCGGUAAAAUCAACGCUGUGGAGACCGACUUAAAGAAACUUGACUACCAGACGGGUGAGAAGUCGGUCAACGCCACCAGUGACAUUAAGACAUUUAAAUCGGAUCUCGAGGCCCUGCAGAGCCAGCUGAACGAUAUCGACAUCAGGUCCACCCAGAACAGGGACGUGCUGAGUGAACUUCACCUGACGGGCGACAACACGCAGGACAGCCAAAUCUCCUUGCAGAGUUUGCUAAAGGGCAACGCCGCCUCGCUGCGCAGCGUCAACCAGACGUUGACGUCCUACGGCGGCGUGAUCGGUGACCUGCAGACCGACACGGCCAGACUCCAGUCCGAGAUCCAGGGUCAGUUCAAAGAGCAGGGUCAGUCUCAGGUCAGUAUCAGCGCGCUGAACAUCACGCAAGCCCAGCAGCGCAAUGCGCUAAGCUCGCUGCAGAAGACGGUGGAGGACGCGGGGCAGACGGUGCAAAAACUCAAGAAUGACUAUCAGACGCUACAGCAGACAGCCAGACAAACCCGUGCGGACACGGUCUGGCUCAAAGAGAAAGUCCAGAAUCUUCAGAUUAUGGCAGCAAACAACUCGGCGUCGACGCGGUCCAACGGCGAAGCCUUGGAUGAUUUGGGGGCUCAGCUUAGCACGCUAGCGAGCCAGAUCCAGAACACCUCCAUCCUCACGGAAGGACACGAUCAGAACUUGCGGGAACUCAUGGACCAUCAGAGAGACCACGAUAACGCCACCUCGUCCAAGUUCGAUGUGAUGGAAGCGCGCCUUGACAAGCACGAGAGCAACAUCGAUCGCGUGACGGGCAACGUGAGCUUCGCCGCGCAGCUCCUCGGCACCAUCAGCACGGAUCUCAACAGCCUGAGGUCGUGCGCCGAGACGGUGAUGCGCCACUCUGACGUCCUUGUGGACCUGAACAACAGCGUCGGCGAGGCCAAGGACGAGAGCAGAAACCUGCGCGCCCAGCAGGAUGAGCUGGUGGCUCGACUGGACAAAGAAGUCAACAGCUUGUCUUUGGUGAUGGAAGAGAUGAAACUGGUGGAUAGCAAGCACUCACAACUCAUCACCAACUUCACCAUCCUCCAGGGUCCACCAGGUCCAAGGGGCCCCAAGGGAGACAAAGGGCCCCAGGGCCCAGUAGGUCAGUCAGGCCGGAAAGGUGAUAAGGGUGAUAAGGGGGUACCAGGUAUGGUAGGAGUGAAAGGAGAGAAAGGUGCUCUUGGCCCACAAGGUGCAAUAGGUCCAAAGGGUCCACCUGGCCCGCGAGGCCUUCCUGGGGCUAAUGGAUCAAGAGGACCCGGGGGUCGACCUGGAACCCCCGGAGACAAAGGCGACCCUGGAUCUCAAGGUCUUCCAGGCAGAGAUGGACUAGCGGGUUUGCAAGGGCCGCAAGGACCACAGGGUCUCAGGGGUGCUGCGGGACCUGCUGGCUUAGAGGGGCCACGUGGGCCUGUUGGACCCAUCGGUCCUCCUGGUCCUCCAGGAUUACCUGCGCCGGUGCCUCCGACUGUUUUGAAGUUACCGAAGCCCACUGCAGCUCCUGAACCAACUGCUAAACUACCAAGCGUGGCAACAGAGCAGGCUCAAAUGCCACAGCUUGCCCCCACUUCAGAUCCUGGUUGUCCAGCAGAGUUUAGGCGGUUUGGAGACAGCUGCUAUUUCGUCUCUGCCGCCACUCUGAAGAUCAACUACGAUGAAGCCAGCACUUUUUGUUCCAACAUGGCAGCACAUUUGGUCAUUAUUAACAACAAUGAGGAACAGGUGUUUGUGAAGAACAUGGUCACAGGCAAGGGCUUCUUCUGGCUGGGUCUGACUGACAGGGAAGAAGAAAAUGUGUGGAAGUGGGCGGAUGGAAGCAUACCGGUUUUCAAGAAAUGGAAUCCGGGCCAGCCUGAUAACUGGACGCACGGUCACGUACACGGUGAGGACUGUGCCGGUCUCAUCCUAAACGGCAACUGGAAUGAUUUCUUCUGCACCGAGCGCUUGGGCUUCAUCUGUGAACAGACCGCCAGUGUGUCAACUCCGGUUUCGUAGCAUCAUCGUGGACUUGCGUGUGGAACAGUCAAGUUUGUGGGAGACAAAGAUGAAGAAGAGAGGACUUUGUUGCAAAAAUUGAGUUUCACUCUAUAAAGACUAAAAAGCACUUUUUGUGGUGCAAAAGACACACCUACACAGCCCAUCUUGGUCUGUAUUGAUGAGCGAAGACCUCGAGGAUGUGUAUCAUCUAAUUCAUUCGUCAAUGCAACCUCCUUAGUUGCUAAUCAUGUCGUUAAUCUUUUUUUAAUCCGAAGAUAUACAACAGACACUAUAACAGGAACCAGCCAUUUAAAAGGAAAGCUCAAUGUGAACUGUGCUGCUGUUUUAAUAGAAGAUUAUUUCCCCCCCUUAACGUGCCAGUACGUGAGGCACAAAGACACAAUAUGCAUUGUUAUACAGUAUAUAUAUUUUUACAAGAUGAUUCAUUUACCAAAUACCAAAUGUAGCAUGUCGGGCGCUUAUUAAAUACAUAAUUAGUUUUAUAUAUAUAUAAUUGAUAUUUGCCAAUUUGUGUAUUAUUCAGGGAAUACUGUAGUUAAAUUAGCGCCCUUGAAAAUAACAAUUCACAACAUUCACUGCAAUAAAAUGUUUUUAUGGCUCAUCAACUUGAUUAGACUGGUUGCUACAACUGCACAGAUUCACAAAAAAUAGACACGAACAACAUUUUUUUUUUCUUGUGCAUUUUCACAUUCUUG
Messenger RNA from Syngnathus acus (greater pipefish), 3220 nucleotides. RefSeq names its product collectin sub-family member 12 (gene colec12). Bases 264 to 2522 code for a protein of 752 amino acids. Lineage: Eukaryota; Metazoa; Chordata; Actinopteri; Syngnathiformes; Syngnathidae. Gene Ontology annotation, molecular function: low-density lipoprotein particle binding; pattern recognition receptor activity. The record is from RefSeq and is a predicted model, not a curated record. The transcript is spliced from 10 exons.